GUAUGUACCGGCAAAAAAAUACCUUAUCGUAUCGUAUUAAUUAUUUUAGUCACAAUUAUUAUCGCGAUGAUAAUUACAUUAUUAAUAGGGGAGCGUGUUAUUUCUGACGCAGAAGAAGAAAAUGGCCAUACCAUCAACGGUUUAGACGUCAAAACUCAAAGCCGUGUGGUUCACUUUGGAGCUCCCCAACUCUUUUUUUUUUCUUGGGUUUAUUGUUGACCGAAACCUUCCCCCAUCUGCUUGGAGUGACCUUUGCGGUGAUUGAUUGGGCAUACCUUUUUACGCACGGGAUAGGUUUGGAUGUUACGAGACAAUAUUUAUCGUAGCGUGAUCACAACAAAAUACUAAUAAUAUUUUGGAUUUGGUUUGGGCUGCCGGCUCGACCACGGAACGGUAACCGAACCGGAUCUCGUAACAUUUGGAAUAGUCAGUAAGAUUCUUGUACAGGCCAGGGUGUGAAACCAUCUGGAAUAGUCAAAUAUCCUGUAGAUUAAUUCAUGGAUUGAGAUGUCGUGCCGUGCCGUCCGGUAGGACCGGGAAAACCGGCAACCGGAGCAAAUCCGGAACGACACAUUACAAUUUCAACUUUUGGCGUACCGGCCGGUAUUUGAUGUCAAACCGGCGUUUCGCGAAAUACCGUCCGGUAUUGAUACAACCGCCGAUUUUUUCGCUGUGGAGGACAGCAACCGUACUCACCGCUAUCCGCCAGCCUUCUCCCAUCCAAUCCUUCGUCGAAGUUCGUCUAUCCACCAGCCUACCGAUGGAAAAAAGGCCUGCCAUUCUCUGUUCUGCCUCGCAUCAUGAUGGAAAACUUUCAGUCCCGUCCACUUUGAAUUUGCCUUGCAAGUGGCAAGUCGGCGCUCGCGUCAGAGUCAGCGCACUCGGGAGAGUUGCAGCAGAGUGGGGAGUAAGAUGAAGAAGAGGACGUGUUGAAGAUUGGGUGGUUUGCUGGUAUCAAUCGACGCAGGAGUCGUAUGGGAGCCAAUUGAAAUGGAUUGGAAGCUCCUGUAAACAAACGAUUGGAAGCAGAUGGAUAAUUUUGGUGGAAGGGUCAAGGUUUUGUAGAUUUGAAAUUGAUAGAAUAAAUUAACUGGAUUCCUAUUUAACGUCCUAACUUUUUUAAAAAUGUCGUCCUAAAUUAACAAAACAGACGAAUUUACCCUCACCUGCCCUAAAUCCCUAAAACAGAGCUUUCCGCUGCCCUGUCGACGCCGUCCGCCCCGGAUCUAAGUAAUUGAAGCGCACAUUAUUUCACUGCGGCUCCUGAAGUUAGUUCAGGAUAAUUGAAAGAAACAUUAUUUCUUUAGACUUAAUUCCGAUUUGGUGUUCUUUAAAUGGUUUGGUUUGCCUUUUAGUUGCAGUAAGUUGUGAUAUCAUCAGAUGUUAAGUUGGAUGAUAGCUUGUUUCUCUUAUGUCAAUGCAGAGGCCAUUUCCAGAGUAUCCAGGCUGUUGGUCACUUCUUCAUCCUUCUAAUCUGGAACCUUGUGAGAUCGAUCUCUGCAUUUGUAUUGAAAGCAGAGGACCGGAAAGCUUUAUCUCUGCUCACCAGCCGCCGGCCUGCCCACCUCUCCUGCUCGUCAGAUGGGUUGAAAUCCCGUUAGAGGCGAGGUCGGCGGCAACUCUCUUAUCCUCCCGUUUUCUUCCUCAUCCCGACGGAUAUGGUCGACGACAAGAGGGGUUCCUUCUUCGGACGUCGAUUAGGCGCUAGAGGUUGGUGAUGACGAUGACGACUGGGCACUUCUUCUUCUUUGUCCUUCCCAUCAAGCUCGCAGCGGCGACGGGAGCAAAAUCUGGUUUUGGAUGACCGACAACAAUUGUAUCGCCCUAGGAUAUCAAUAUAUUCUACUCCAAAUACCAAACCAAAUCAAAUACCGGAAGGUUAGGGGUAAUUUGAUACUGCUACUGUCCAGAUCAUCAUGGCUAUUCCUCUGUCGAUUUUUCCUGUGGCUGACCGCUUGAUUUGGCAUUAUGAAGUUUCAGGUGAAUAUUCUGUGAAAUCUGGUUAUCGUUUAGCUGCGGCUGAGUACAUUGCUGAUUUUUCCACGAUUCCAUCGUCCUUUGACUCCCGCUCUUGGAAGUUUCUUUGGUCACUUCCUGUUCCCCCAAAGCUUAAAUUUUUUCUUUGGCGCGUGGUACAAGGGUUUCUCCCUGUUUGAGAUGUGCUUCGUGAUAAGGAAUUGAUAGCUGAUGAUGAUAUUGAGGCUUACGCUUGUCCUGUCUGUGGUGGUGAGGCAGAGACUUUUGCUCAUUGUUUUUUGGAUUAUCGGAUUGCUUUGGAGUUGUGGGAUUUGUUGGGGUUCAAUCAUAUUCUUGCUCAAAUUCGCUUGUGCCAUGUUGCGAUUGGUUGGCGUAGGUUAUUUUUUGAUGCAGGUUUAUCCAAAGUAGAGAUUUCAUGGUUGGUUUUUCUGUACUGGAGGCUCUGGAAGUCCAGAUGUUCGGCUACUUAUGAUGGUAUUCAGUACCUCUCUCAUGUUUUAUUACGACAUUAUUACUCUUAGGUUGCUGAAUGGGAGCUAGCACAGGCUCAUCUGGAGAGAUCUUUGCCUCGCUGUUCCCCUGUUUCUAGUGGGGUUUUACCUCGUGAUCGCCCCCCUCCUUCCAUACCUCCUGGUUCAGUGUUGGUUCACUUUGAUGGUGCCACCAAAUCUUUGGUCGGAUGUGCCAUUGGUUUUGUUGGCUUUGCAGAGGCUAAUAACUCUAUAUUUGCUUGGGGGCGUUUUAUUCCGAAUAUUGAUGACCCAUUUCUCGCAGAGCUCCUGGCCCUUCGCGACUCCUUACGUUGGUGCAUGGCUCAUUCGAUCACUAAUGUUUUGUUUUGUGGGGAUGCGCAGGUGAUCGUUCGGAUGAUUAAUGCGAAGGACUCGGCGCACGCGGUGGGCGGAGCUCUCCUGCAAGAGAUUCAGGUGUUGCGGGCUUCUUUCCUUCGUGCAACAUUCCAUUUCGCUCUCCGUAGGUAUAAUAGGGCUGCCCAUGUCGUGGCAAGACAAGCCCUUGGAGCGAUGGUGCAGACACUUGUCGACCAUCGUGUUUUAUUUAUUUAAUUUUCCUAGCCUGAUCUUAGGAGGCCUUGUAUUUUGUCGUAUCUUUACUGCUUCCCUCUCGGGAUAACUUUGGAAAAAAAAAAAAAAAUUGCCAACCGGCCAAAUUGGAAACUUGUCUGUUGAUUAACACUUGAGCGACCGGCCAGCUUUUGAGCAUACGAAAGGAGUGCAUUAAUUGUCAUACUUAAAUAAUCAUCCUUGUUAUUUAAAAUUGAUUUUUGAAGUAUCCCGAGUUUGAUUCUCCUGAUCUCCUCUAAAUCUUCAGUACUCUGUUAGUCUGUUUCCGCAGUAUAGUAUAUUAUAUUCGACUGCUCGGCUCGUGACGUUUUAGCGCAGACACGUAACUAUAUUUCCACGAACGUAUCUUUGGCUGGCCAGCUAUUAUUUAAGGAUUUUUCAAAACUAAGUGAUGUCGUCAAGAGUUGUACUGACUGGAAUAUAAAUAACCGAGUCCCGGCCGGCGCUACUUAGGGCUGUUCAAACGGAUUGGUUACUGUGGUAACCAUAUUAAUCCAAUUAUCCGAUUAUAUAAUGAUAGUUUAUGAUAGUAAUAACAUAUGGUUAUGUUU
Linum trigynum is the source of this 3610-nucleotide messenger RNA. Lineage: Eukaryota; Viridiplantae; Streptophyta; Magnoliopsida; Malpighiales; Linaceae. The record is from the annotation of a GenBank genome assembly.